This is a messenger RNA of Colias croceus (clouded yellow), 4744 nucleotides long. It is a transcript of the gene FoxP, whose product is annotated as forkhead box protein P1. Bases 727 to 2583 code for a protein of 618 amino acids. Gene Ontology annotation, cellular component: nucleus. Gene Ontology annotation, biological process: regulation of transcription by RNA polymerase II. Lineage: Eukaryota; Metazoa; Arthropoda; Insecta; Lepidoptera; Pieridae. The transcript is spliced from 18 exons. The record is from RefSeq and is a predicted model, not a curated record. Gene Ontology annotation, molecular function: DNA-binding transcription factor activity, RNA polymerase II-specific; RNA polymerase II cis-regulatory region sequence-specific DNA binding.
GAGCCUUUCGACUCAGUUUUAACGCGCACGGUUUAUGAAACGACAACUGCGCUAUGUUCGCUCGCUAAUUAUUCAUAUCGUAAUUCGUAACCGCUUGUCGCGGCGAAAAUAGCAACAAUCCCGCGAUUUUUAUUUAUUCAAUCACAAUAUAUUUUUUACGCGCCCGGCUCUCGUGUCUCCGCGAAUCUUAAUGGCAGUUAAUCAUAGUUUAUUUUUAACCCAACGUGUGUUAAUAAUUGUGUUGGGGCCUCUGUUUCGUUCUAGUAUUUGAUUGAAUCGCGUUUGCGGAAGCGAUUCGGUGCGUAAAAAAUUUGCGAACAUUGAGUUUGUUCACCUACAGACCCAGUUACAGAGAUAAAGUUUAUAGAUUAAAUACUUUUUGGUCGGCGACAAUUGGCGCGAAAGAUUCAAAAGUUCCGAUUUUGAAAACACCGGCGGGAGCGCGGGGCUGGAAGCGGGACGAAAUUUUGAAAAGUGUUGAGCAUACAUGAAAUGCCGCGAGUGUUUUUUUAACGCGUUUUCGAGGCUAAGCGCUAGUUGUUUGAACAAGUGUGUUUUCUAAUGGAUUUAUUUUGAGAUUGUAUUCAAAACAUUGGACCCGUAUCGCUUCAGUCAUUUCAAGAGAACGACCAAGGUGUGCCGCUGGGUGCCGUUUGUGGUCACUGACUUUUACUAUUAUAUAUUGAUCAUUGUUGUGUAGUGAUUCAUAUUAUUUGUGAUAUCUGGAUGUGUCUCCAGCGAGAUGAAGACGAUAAUCAUAAAAUAGAUGAAACGAGACCAAUGGUGCAACUACCUCUUCUGGGUCCGGAGCCAGCUCUAAACUCAAGUCCGGGUGGUGCUGCGAAGCCGCCGCCACUCAACUCCUUCGAGCUGGACCGCUGUUUGGACAGAGACGAGUCCGGGAGGUGGGGCGACGCGGCGCGGCGUCGCCGGCGCAGCUCGCCCCCCCGCCGCUCGCCGCCACGGGAAAAUGAGCCGCUUUCAUUGGCUAGGGCCUCCGCCCCCACAUCCCCAACCGGCGGCUCCACACAAUCGAGCCCCGCGCCCGCGUCCCCUGCCGGCAGCGGCACCGCGCCCCGCUCCCCUCUGCCCCUGGUGGCCCCAGACCUGCUGGCGAUGCAGCUGCUCGACCAGCACUCGCAGCUGCAGGCGCUGAUGAAGCAGCGGCUGUUCCACCAGCAUCAUAUGCAGAAACAGCACAUGUCAUCCGAGGCAGCCAAGCGCUUAGAGCAAUCUCGGUUGCAGGACCAGAUAAAUCUGAAUUUGCUCUCACAAUCCCACCUCCAGCCUCCAGACAGUUCACCAGGGUCUCUCCAGCAGCAGCUGGGAGCCCAGCAGCAGCAGCUCGUGCAGCAGCUGCAGGCUGUGCAGCGUCAGUACUUGAUGCAUGCACCACUUUCUGUACCACCAAACGCGCCGCCUGGUUUAAUGCUAUGGGGUAGUGAAAUAGAAGAGCACCCUCUAUACGGAAGGGGUGUGUGCAAAUGGCCCGGCUGUGAUGCUCUGGCCGAAGAUUUUCAAGCUUUUUUAAAGCAUCUGGAAGCAGCCCACACGCUGGACGACCGCUCUGCAGCUCAAGCCCGCGUGCAGAUGCAGGUGGUCGCUCAGCUCGAGCUGCAGCUGCGCCGCGAACGGGACCGCCUUGCGGCUAUGAUGCGGCACUUGCAUGCAGCUCGCGACUCGCAUCACCAUAAGAUGCCGCAUGGGGGUGCUAAUGAAGGAGCUUCUCCAGGCCCUGUACGGCGUCGUGUGUCUGACAAAUCUGGUGUAGCUAUAGCAGGAGAAAUACAAAGGAAUCGUGAGUUUUACAAGAGCGCUGAUGUGCGUCCGCCUUUUACUUAUGCGUCGUUGAUUCGUCAGGCCAUCAUAGAAUCUCCAGACAAACAACUCACUUUGAAUGAGAUUUACAACUGGUUCCAGACCACUUUCUGCUACUUUAGACGUAAUGCAGCUACCUGGAAGAACGCGGUCCGCCACAACCUCUCGCUGCACAAGUGCUUCAUGCGCGUGGAGAACGUUAAGGGCGCGGUGUGGACUGUAGACGAGGUGGAGUUUUACAAGCGGCGGCCGCAGCGCGCCGCGCACGCGCCGCCGCUGCACCACGCGGGGUUUAUGGGUGCUCAAAGUCCACCAAUGAUGACAAGCCCUCACGGCUACAGCGAGGCUUUGAAACGAAAUCUUCAGGGUAUGAUGGAAGAUUGCAAUCUAGCAUACAUGUCUACGGAUGAUCAUAUGAUGCAGACAGAAGAUUACCAAUCUUCGCAUGAGGAUUAUAGCCGGCCUCCAAUAAUGAACGGCUACGGCAACAGCAGUUCGUCUCACGACGUCAAAGCCGAAGAUCUCAGCGGCAACGAGGCACAGGAUAUUAAACCUAAUAUUUAUGCUCUUAAGAAUGAGAUGCAAGCUUCCGAUUAUACUAAUAAGGGAGACUACUCAAAUUCCACUAAAGAAACAUCGAGCAACCGUUCAAGCGAAACCAGUCCAUACAACGAGUAUCGUCCUGAAGAUAGAUACCGCGCUCUUUCGCACAUUAAGGACGAAGCAGAGAAUCUGUCGCUCAAUGAACAGAGGAAUGACAAAUAGACGGAGAAAUAGACAGAGAAAUAAGAAAUAGACAGAGAAACGACAAAUAGACAGACGGAGAAUAAAGAAACAGAAACAACAAAGUUAUAGACAUUUAUGAAUAGACAGACAGAGAAACAAUAAAUAAAAAAGAGAAACGACAACAACAAAUAAGUAGAGAGUUAUUCCAGGGAUUAUUAUAGUAUCCCCCAAUUUCCAAGUGAGAAAUCAUCGAAGUGAAUUUUUAACGGAAUUUAUGCGUAAAUUCGAAUUUUAUAGAAAAUUUUGAAUUUCCAAGCAAUUUCUCGUUUUUACGUAGAAUUAUCACAGUACAUUUACGGGUGUAGUUUUAGACCACGGUGUAAAUGUGUUCAAAAUGAGCGGUUAAUAAACCAAAAAACAUUUCUUUUCGCCCGGUUUUAACGGGACAUCGAGUAUUAUAGUUUUAUUUCUAUUAAGUUUAUAGCUAUUUUGAAUUGUUAGUUGUUAGAUUAGGGAUCGAAUUGGGAUAUUCGCGCUACCCUAAAAGGUUCAUAUCAAUAUUGAAAUAUUUAAAAGUAUUUAAUCAUUAUUUGUAACGAGUAAGAACAAUAAGUAGUUCUAUUUGUAAGUUAGUACGUUCACGCAUAGCGUUUUGGUUGGUUAUACAGACGCAUUCCUUGUUAGAUUUUUUGUACUCAUUUUUUUUUAUUAAAAAAAUCGUACUCUCAUACUAACAAGGAAUAUGGAUCUCAAAUAUUUACAAUAGUUCAAUUAAUGUAACGUUUGAUAAUUUUCAUUGUAUACGGAAUUGAUUAAAUGAUCUGACAUUUUUUAUUUUUAUUCUAUUUUGUAAGCGUGCCAUAGUGUUGCCGUGGUACUAUUGAAAAUAUUUUGUGAUUUUUGUUUUCUGUUUUUUAUAUAGGGUGUACAUAUUUAUCGUGAUGCGAUGUAUAAUAAGUGAUAAGGUAAGUUCAUUUAAGCGUUUACUUAACAUAUAUUGCAUAUUAAAUCGUUCAUGUUGUAGAGAAUUUAGGAACUUAGAAAAUUUGUAUUUAGUGAUAUGCGAUACGUUUUUUUGUGCAUUUUUUGGUUGAUGUGCAUUUAUUAAGGUAUUUCCGAAUAUUAAAUAUAAAGAGGGUGGAAAUCAUAUCACAAUAUAUAGAUGUAAUAGUAGAACAGCUUUGAUGAAGGCAUUUAAAGUAGACAUUCGAUAUAGCACAAAGUUUUCACCAUUGAUUAAAUAUAAUAAUUAUUAUUACUAUAGUACAUGACGAUUUUGGCUUUCACUUUUAAACGAGAAAAUUAUGAGUAUUGUUAUUGUGUAUUUCACAAAAAAUCCGUAAAGCGCACACUUUUUUUUUGUAAAAAAAUUAAGUAUUUUUUUUACAUUCUUGUUUACAAAUUGUAUAGGUACAUACAUGUUAUUUUUUUAUGCCAAGAAGUAAUUUUAUACUGAAGUUAUUUUUGUUAUUUGCAAUGUAAAGGCACGGAAAAAUAUAAAUAUUUAGUUUUGUUUUUUUUACAAAUUUGUUUUUUUUUUAUGUGUUAAGUCAAUAUUGAAAUGAUGUCUUUGAAGAAAUUUGCAAUUAUUGUUCUAUUACAUAACUAAUGUAUGUAACGGUGCAUUUACAUCAAACGAACAUAGAGCUAGAGCAAUACCAUUCUUUCAUGAUCUUUUAGUGUAAACGAAAACUCGUAUUCAGUGUUCAUUGCAUAGAACCUUUACGAACGCUCUAAGAACAGCAAAAGAAUGCUCUACGCCUGUUUACACUAAGAGACUGACAUACUGGGCUUAGAAUGAGUAUUCGCUCGUUUGAUGUGAAUGCACUGUAAAACAAAUGUUUAUUUUUUGUGUAAAGUUUCAAUAAUUUGGCGGGAAAGUGUGCGCCUUUUAUUUCAGUACAAACGACUAUAGAGGAAUUGAUUGCGUACAAUAUUAUUAUUUAGAUAAUUUAUUUUCCACUGUAUUCCGUGUAUAUUUUAGGGUUUCAUUUUCCUAAGUGAUAAAAGACAAAUGCCAGUUUCUAGCUAUUAUAAGCCGUUUCGUACCAAAUAGGCAUUUUAUGUAGAUUAAAAAUAGGAAUAACUGAUGUUUUAUAGUCGUUACCUAUCGUGGUUUCGUCGUUCAUUGAUCAUUGUAAAUUAAACUUAAUAUUAAAUACUUAAUUAGUGUUGUAUUAAACCAAAUUAUUACAAAUAA